Paracoccidioides brasiliensis Pb18 is the source of this 3648-nucleotide messenger RNA. RefSeq lists its product as uncharacterized. The transcript has 4 exons. Gene Ontology annotation, cellular component: cytosol; nucleus. The record is from RefSeq and is a predicted model, not a curated record. Gene Ontology annotation, molecular function: protein phosphatase binding; protein phosphatase regulator activity. The coding region runs from base 1 to 3648 and encodes 1215 amino acids.
AUGUUCUGGCGUUUUGGCGGAUAUGCCAAUAUCUCCGCUAUCGACACCCUCCUCGAGAAGGCCGAUGUUUCCCUCGAGGAAGUUCUCGACGAAUCGGAGCUUAUGCAAGAGCUCAAACAGCAUAACACAAAACUCAUAGAAUAUUUGCGCGACGAUAAUGUCUUGAAACGAUUACUCGACUACGUUAUUUCACCUAGCCUGAUUGAUGAUGAAGAUGGCCACGAAGAUGAAGGCGAAGAAGACAAAGGAAAGCGGAAGGAAGUGGAGUAUAAUGAGCUUCAUGAUUCACAAGAACAGGGUGAGGAGAAGGGACAGCAGUCUAGUGCUCUUAAUCCCACUCCACUAAGUUCCGGUCUUGACUUUGAAGAGCUGGAAAAUGCAGAGAAGUCGCGUUUGAAAUAUUCGUACAUUGCGUGCGAAAUCUUAUCCUCCAAUUCAUGGUCGAUCAUCGAGUCCAUGAUGCUCAAUGAGGGAUAUCUGCGAGAUUUUUGGCGUUUCCUGUGGAGGAAAGCACCCCUUGAUGCACUUCAGUCUGGGUACUUUACGAAGGUGAACGAGGUUCUGCUUGAGAAGAAGACAGAAGAGAUGCUCGCAUUUAUCAAGUCUCUAGAUGGCGUUGUGCCCACGCUCCUUCAACAUGUGGAUAACCCUAUGAUCAUGGACUUGCUGUUAAAAAUAAUAAGUUUGGAAAGGAUGGAGGGUGGUCAAGGGGUUGUUGAGUGGCUACAAUCGCAGGACUUGAUACCCACCCUUUUAUCUUACCUUUCGACAGAGCACACGUCUUCAACGCAAACGUCCGCAGGUGACUUCUUGAAAGCAAUCAUAACGAUUUCAGCUAACGCGGCGCAAAAUGAUCAUUCUUGUAUCGGUCCCAACAGCUUGACCCGCCAGUUAGUUUCUACGCCCUGUGUGGAAAUGUUGAUAUCUUCGAUGCUAAAGGGUGGAAAUCCACUUACUGUCGGAGUUGGGAUUGUUAUUGAAGUUAUCCGCAAGAACAAUUCGGAUUACGACCCAGAAAACGUUGGAGGUCCGGACUCGCCUCCGACAAUGCAUGAUCCUAUUUACCUCGGCAAUCUUCUGCGCUUGUUUGCGAAAAAUGUUCCUGGAUUUAUGAAUUUGAUACUCAGUUCAAAACACACUGUGAAUGAAGGUGGUCAGCAUCUGGUUGUUGACAGAUCUCGUCUGGAUAGCGCUUGGGGAACCAGCAUUGAGCCUCUGGGGUUUGACAGGUUCAAAACGUGCGAACUGAUGGCUGAGCUUCUUCACUGCAGUAAUAUGGGGUUAUUGAAUGAAAUCGGAAGUGAUGAGUAUAUCCGGAAACGUGAUGCGGAGCGAGAACGGCUACGAGCACAGGGUGCUUUCUCCCAUGGGGAGGAUGAUUCCGGUUUUGACUAUGCUGAAACUACGAAUGAGUUCGUGAACGGUAUCUCUCCAUCUGCACUUGGCUCUGGGUCACCAGAAGACAUCAAACAGCCUGAUGCGCAGCAUGCCUAUGAGGAGGAUGGUUUCGAAGACAUGGCUUCUUCCGGGGUACUUAUAGAUGACAUCGGAGACAAUUUCAAUGAGAAACCCGAAGUCCAAAGUAGCCCUCUACCUAUCGCUGAACAGUUUACAACCAUUCCUCCAAACGCACCGAAAUUAGGCAUGAGUGAUGAUUUUGUUGAUGAGCCGCUAACGCCACUGGAACAAAGGUCUGUUCUAGAUGAGAAAGUUAUCGAACCCCCUUCUCCGCCUCAAUCUCACGAUCCUAUCUCGCCCACUUCAUCCGAACUCACGCAUACUGUGGAAAGCUUUCAUCUUGACAGUGAACAACAGAAACAAAUCGAAUCGCAUGAUGCCACCUGGACUGGAGUUAGCACAAUUGGCGUAUCUGAAGUACAACAACACCCGGCUAAAGACCCGGAUCCUUUAUUAUCACCUCACCCAGAUGACACUCCUGCGCCUCUAUUUGCCGGAAAGGGUUCCCCGACAAAGGUAGAGGGCCAGACUACUACAGAGCAUGAAGUAAUCGAGGGUAGGACAGAAACAGGGGAAACCUUCAGAGGCAGCGCCGCAACAGUUUCCCUAACACCGUCGAUAACCAUGGGCGAUGUUGAAGAAAACUCUGCACACCAACAGGUUCAAAUAGACUCCGAUGGUCAGCCGGUGGUAGGCGAUUAUCUGAAAAUCAUGUUCGUGGAACAUAAAGUCCUGCCCACAAUACUGUCCUUCUUUUUCCGUUUUGCAUGGAACAAUUUUCUUCAUAAUGUGGUGUAUGACGUCGUCCAGCAAGUAUUCAAUGGACCCAUGGAUCGAGGUUUCAACCGGUCACUAGCCAUUGACUUGUUUGAAUCUGGCCAUAUAACAGAGCAAAUUGUUGAGGGUCAACUCCGGAGCGACGAAUCCCAGCGCACCAAAAAUAUGAGAUUGGGAUACAUGGGUCAUCUCACUCUCAUAGCAGAGGAAGUUGUAAAGUUCAGCGAACGUCAUUCCCCGGAAUUACUGUCUGUCAGUGUGAUGGAUAAUGUUCUAAAUCCGGAUUGGAUCGACUAUGUGGAACGAACACUUUCUGAAACCAGGGAAAGGGAUAACGCUAUUUUGGGUGGUGUUAGACCCGAUAUGUCCAUGAGCCAUCGCCAGGCAGUCCUAAAUGCAGUUAGCGCUGCCCAAGGGUUCACAGGUUCAGCGGCACUAGCUAAUGCGGGCCUAAACGGAUCACCUCCUGGUUCGGCCUUCGAAGGGCUCGACGUCAUGACUCAGGGUACCGUCUCCGGAGGAGCCUUCUUCAGCGGAUCCGGUGGCCCAGCUCUACUCAGCGGCUUUGGAAGCUCGAGCGAAGAUGAAGAUGAAGAGAUGGAGGAUCCGGAGGAAGGCGACGAUGGUGGAAGAAAAGGUCACUGGACUAGCGCCGAAACUGGCGCAGAAAAUGGUGGUUCUGCCAAUGCUACAAGCCAGCCAAUUCCAAUGUUGCCCCCGCCCGCGCCUUUGAACAUCCCACCAUCCCGAGCUCGACGUCAGCUAGCAGCACGUCUCGCAGCUCAAAAGGAAAGGGCUGAAACUGCCGCUACAUCACCUCCCUCUGGCAACAAUUCCAGCUACGCUGAAGAUGCUACUUCUGGCGACAGUGGUCAUUUAGAGAACCUGGGUUUCGGUCUUAGUACUAUCUUAGACCCCUUCGGAUCCCCAGCUCUCAGACAUGAAGGAUAUGAUUUACCUGCUAUGGGCAAUACGUCAUCAUACGAUGCAUUUUCUUCCCAUUUCACACAAUACGGAGUACCAUCGUCUCCUCCAUCCACGAUAUCUAGCUUCCCACAGAUCCACUCAUACUCAUCCAACUCAUCUGACGACGGUGACGAACUGUCCACCGAAGCCGUCCAGCGAAAAGUCCGACUUCCGCUCGAAGUUGAUGACGAUGAAGAUGAAAUGGGAGAUAUAGUUAGUCCCAAUACGGAAAUUGUCUCCACUUACUCUGACGAAGAGGACGAAACGAUCGUUGGAGAACCGCUGGGAUAUUCCAGCUUCUUCGAGUCUGCACAUUAUGGUGGUACAUCAGGAACCAGGAUACGAAGCGUUGGUGGUCGACUGUUUCAGUCAGAGGAUCGACAUGAUAGUAGUGAUGACGAAGAGGAUGAUGGCCUUGUAGAGAUAUUGGUACCGGGAAGGAAAUGA